CGACAUCGAGCGAGCCCGGGAAUCACCAGAGAGUGGAACUGAUUGGUAGAUAUAAAAGGGGGCUAGCCUGGUAGAUGGGGGACCACAUUCCAUUUCAUCUCUUAUCGUGGCUGGCUUCACCCGCUCCUGCUGCUUCUUAGAACUUCAUCAUUUUUUUUCACCGAAGAGUCUCAAAUUUAUGGAAAUCUGAACAGAUUUUCAUCCUGACAUUUCGGACCUGUAAAGCAAACGAGAUGGCUUCUCCAGUUGAGCUCUUCUGCUGGAGGCAUGUUAUUAACGACACCCUAUGGCAUCAAGAAAGCCCUGGACACUGCUCCUCCGGUAGCAUCCAGAAAGAGUUGAUGUUCGGUCUUGUCAGUCAUGUCUUGUUGGCGCUUGUCAGUGCGUUAUACCUCUGUCUCGAUCACACCAACGAAAGACCAACAGAAUCGACUCUGAAGAGAUCUGCAACCCUGCAUGUUCGCCUUGUCAUCGCUGUCUCGUCUGCCCUGGUGCCUGCUCUGGGACCCCUACUUGUACAGUUCACCUCAAGCUCAAGGUCGGCUCCUGCGGACCUCCUGCUUGAUGGAACAUCAUCUAUUGCAUGGCUUCUGAUGUCUUUGUACCUGUGGAAGCUGAGACAGCAGAGUGGUCGGCUUGUACGGACACACACACCAGUGAUGUUGGUUUGGUCCUUGACAUUUGUAUCCCAAUGCGUCCGUCUAAGCGUGGUAAUCAACCGGAUUCUGGAAGACACAUCAUCGACCAUUGAGCAGGAAGGCAUCGUCGUUGCAUCCAGUAUCCUCCAAGUCAUGUAUCUGUUGACACUCUUGCCAACACCCGGACACACAGUUGUAUACCAUACAAAUGGUGACGGCCUUUCUGCUUGUCCCACCGUCAAAGAUAACAUUAGUGGGGACAGCAAGACUAGCAAAGAGUCUGCAGGGAAACCGUCUGAUUCCAAUCAUCUUGCUGUGGAGCAUGCUAGUCUGUUCUCAAAGCUAACAUUUGGUUGGGUCCAGGAUAUCAUGCGCAAAGGUGCCAAUGGUCAGCUCAAGAAAGCCAGCGAUGUCUAUAAGCUUCCAGAGAAACUCACAUCCAGUCACGUAGAGAACUACUUCUCUCGUUUUUACUCACACGGAUCAACAGCAUUCGCCGAAGACGUUUUCGAUUCUAAGGACUCUACCAGCAGCAUCGGUUCCCAAAGAACCACUCCAAAUCCGGUCAGAAAUAGAUAUAGCGGUACCCAAGCUAGUACUGUGAAGCAAGAGGAUGGCAAGGUUUCCAAGAUACCUCAUGACGAUAACCAUAAAAGAAUCUCCCUUAGUCGGGCACUUUUUCGAGCUUUUGGUGUCCAGAUUUUCCUCGCGGGUAUUUUCAGACUCUUAGCCAAGAUAUGUAUGUUUGCGAGUCCUUUGCUCUUACACGCCCUUUUGUCCUACCUAGAGAACUCCAACGAACCUGUGCGGAAUGGGUACCUCUAUGCCUUUGGCCUGUGCAUCGCCACUGGCCUCCGGGCCAUUAUAAACAGCCAUUACGGGUUCCGUUUAGUACAACUUGAAAUGCAGCUGCUGGCAACCGUGAUGACUACGUUGUACCGGAAGACCCUUGCAGUCGGCUCAAGAGCCUUGUCGACCUUCACCACUGGUCAGAUCACCAACAUGCUGAACGUGGAUGCGUGGAGGAUAGCUCGGCUCUGUUACUGCGUCCACGAUGCCUGGAGUGUUCUUUUGGAACUCGCCGUAAUCCUGUAUCUGCUCUAUCAACAGGUGGGUACAUCCUUCAUCAUCGGCGUGGGACUUGCCUUGCUGAUCAUGCCAUUAUCAAAGCUCAUCAUGACAAAGAUUAUCCGGUACCAUCGGAAGCUGAUGAAACACAAAGACAGCAGAGUUAAGAUGAUGCAUGAGGUAUUAAAUGGGAUGCGCGUGAUCAAGUUCUUUGCUUGGGAGCGCCAUUUCAAGAAGGAGAUCGAUGAACUUCGUUCAGAUGAGCUUGGAAGCUUGAAGGGUAUCAGGUACUACUGUGCCUUGAACCACUGUGUAUGCUCCACUACACCGAUCCUUAUAGCGCUAUGUACCUUCACCUCCUACACACUGCUUGGAAAUGAACUAACGGCUGCAAAGGUUUUCACCUGCCUUGCACUCUUCUCCAUGCUCGACGGACCGGUCAAUGGUAUACCGUGGGUGCUGAAUAGUCUCCUAGAGGGUUGGGUCUCCUUCAAAAGAAUCCAAAAAUAUCUGGACCUAGAGGAGACCGACCUAACUUUUUACUACUUACCAGGCAACCAUCCGUCAGCAGAAAGAGAAGAAGCACUGAGAAUCAAGCAGGGAAUCUUUUAUUGGGAACACCCCAAGAAAAAAGAUGAUGACAAGAAGGAUAAAGAGGGAAAGCACAAUAACAGAAAAAAGAGUAAAGAAGAGAAGAUCAAAGACGAUACAGAAAAUGAAGGACGUGACACGAAAGAGCAUCCUAACAUUGUGAAGCUUCAGGAGAUUGACUUGCAUGUCAAAAAGGGUCAGUUAGUUGGAGUCAUUGGUAAAGUGGGAUCGGGAAAGACCUCUCUGCUAUCCUCCGUCCUAGCUGACAUGGUCAAGGAGAGUGGGAGCAUCAGCGUGGCUGGGCUUCAUCAAGGGUUCGGAGUGGCUACUCAAGAACCCUGGCUCCAACACGCAACCGUCAAAGAGAACAUUCUCUUCGGAAGAGAAUACGAUGCUGAGAGAUAUCGCCAAGUUGUGGAGGCCUGUGCUCUUUUGGCAGAUUUAAAGAUAUUGCCUGCUGGAGAUGAUACAGAGAUUGGUGAGAAAGGCAUCACUCUCAGUGGAGGGCAGAAAGCAAGGGUCGCUCUAGCCAGGGCUGUCUAUCAGGACAGCGAGAUCUAUCUUCUCGACGAUCCAUUGGCCGCUGUGGAUGCCCAGGUAGGACAACACAUCUUCUCCAAGUGCAUCAUGGGGUUGUUACGUAACAAGACGAGGAUCUUAUGUACACACCACACUCGUUUCCUGGUUGACGCUGACGUCGUCGUCGUCAUGGAGGAUUUCAAAAUCCUGAAAAAGGGACCUCCAAGUGAGGUGUUUAACAACCCCAAGUAUGCGGGCCAUCUGAAGCACUGCGAACUCGACACCAAAGUAGAGGCAAAGGUGUCCGACUCUGAGGUCAAAGGUCACGAUGGAAACGCCAAGAAAGAGGUAGUGGAGGAGGAGGAGAAGGAGGAGGGCGUGGUCAAAUCUGAGGUGUACCAAUGGUACUGGAAUGCUAUCGGGAAUAACCUAGCUUCUUUCAUCCUUCUGACCUUUGUUCUCAUGCAAGUGACUUCAAAUGUGAGUGACUGGUGGCUUUCGUACUGGGUGAGCCAAACCAGAGGUGACCCCGAGGAGACCAUAGCAUCUCCUCAUCAACCAUCGCAUACUCACCCCAUCAAUCUGUCUAUGGAUCUAGCAUCUCAAGGCUAUUGGUCUCCAGAUGGGAGCCAUGCUGAGGAGUCCAUCUCGGCAUCCCCACUGUUCUACCUGAGAGUAUACGCCGGUGUAGUCGGUCUCAGUUCUCUCUUCAAUCUGCUCAAUACAUUCAUCUUUUGUUAUGGAGCCAUACGUGCUGCUACUGCCAUCCACGACGGACUACUGAACAGCAUCCUCAGAGCUCCAAUAUCUUUCUUCGACGCUACCCCUGUGGGUCGAAUCAUCAGCCGGUUCACCGCCGAUGUCUCCACAAUCGACCUUGACAUGACUUUUUCGGUGCACCAUCUUUUCAGUGAGGUUCUUUGCUUUGUAGGAGCAAUCAUCCUCUCCUCAUACAGCCUUCCAUGGUUUAUAUUCUGUCUCAUACCUCUCGGUGUCAUAUGCUAUUACAUGCAGGACUAUUAUCGUAAGACUUCUAGAGAGUUACGCCGCAUUACUAGCAUCUCCAACUCUGCCAUUUGCAGUCACUUUUCAGAGACACUAGCCGGCUUAACAGUCAUCAAGGGAAUGAGAGCUACAAAGAGAUUCCGCAUGGAAAACCGCUCCAAGCUAGAUCUUUUCCAACGAGCCUGGCUAUGUUCUGACGCCGUCUCUCAUUGGAUGUUCUUCAGGCUAAAACUGCUUGGGGUUGCCAUGGUAACAAUAGUUUCCGUCUCGGCCAUUCUUCAGCACCAAUUUCAGACUAUCGAUCCAGGCUUGGUAGGUCUGGCCGUGACGUAUGCCUUGGCCAACACACAUCGGCUGAUAUCUGUGAUUAAUACGCUGACUGAGCUCGAGAAACAGAUGAUCAGUACAGAACGAGUACAUCAUUACACGACAGCUAUAGCAAACGAGCCACAACUUGGAUUGGUGAAGGCUCCUUCUCUCUGGCCUCAACGCGGAGUGGUCAAGUUCAGUAAUGUCCAGUUCUCGUACCGCGAGGAUCAUCCGAGGGCUCUGAGUGGGGUCGAUUUUGAGACCCGUCCUGGAGAGAAGGUCGGCAUCGUGGGAAGAACUGGUUCGGGGAAGUCCACCCUGUUUCUUGUCCUCUUUAGAAUGGUCAAUAUCCAGGAGGGUUCGGUGACCGUUGAUGGUCUAGACCUGGCUGAACUGUCUCUGGAAGUCGUCAGGUCCCGACUGGCCAUCAUACCCCAGGACCCAUUCCUCUUCAGCGCUUCCGUCAGAAAGAACCUUGAUCCUGUAGGUCAGUUCAGUGACUCAGAGCUGUGGUGUGUCCUCAAGAAGUGCCACAUGGAGGAUGUGGUCUCUCGGAUGGGAGGCCUUGAGGCUUCGGCAGGUGAAGGAGGGAAGCAGUUCUCCACUGGUCAGAAACAGCUGGUCUGUCUGGCCAGAGCCAUGCUGACCAGGGCAAAGGUAUUGUGCAUCGAUGAAGCCACUGCCAGCGUUGACAUGGCAACAGAUGACCUGCUUCAACAGGCCAUCAAGGAGGAGUUCCAGGAUAACACCAUCCUGACUAUCGCCCACCGUCUGAACACUCUGAGGGACAGUGAUCGCAUCCUGGUGAUGGACGCUGGCAGGGUGGCCAAAUUUGAAAAGACCAAUGUGACAACGGUCGAAAUGUAGUCAUAUCUGAUAGAGUAUAAUAAUGUUUUAGAGAGGAACAGAUCAAGUUGACGUCUUCAUCAGGCUAUUAAGAAGCAGUUCCAUGAUGACACCAUCCUAACUAUUGCCCAUCGUGUUAACACUCUUCGGGAAAGUGAUCUUAAAGGUGAAAUACGGUCGAAAAGUAAUCAUAUCUUAUAAAGUAUAUGUUUUUAGAGAGGCUUUAGCCUUAAGUUUAGGGUGCAUAUUUAGUUUUUAUUUCUUAAGGUUUGUUCAGAUGUGUCGCGGUAAAUCGCCACAAAAAAUUGCAACUGUGCUCAACCAAAGUUCCGCGCAUAUUUACUGGGCGCUGUCAGUCUGUGUUAAAUGAUACAGAACUGUGAAGCAUAGUACACUUGCGUCAUCAUUAAUUUUUUUUUUUUUUAAAUCCCGCGGUUUACCGUUUCAUAUCUAAACGAAGAUUUGAUUUUUAUUAUUGAAUAUCUUAUCACUUAAUUUCAUAUCCAUUAUAUUUCAAAUAUAAAGUAAUGUGUUUGUAUAUUAUAUUGAAAGUACAUUAACAGUAAGUAAUACUUUUUUUUCUAUUAAGGUACAAAGUGUCUUUUUCAAAAAAGUCAUGUUGUCAUUUAUGUUUGUGAUGCAGUUUAUUGCAAUGACCAAAUUGAUUAAGGCCGGCACUAUCAAUUUCCUUUGGCAUAUAUAAUUGAUCUGGUAUCGAAUGAGGCUGGAACCUUAACCUUGAUAUGCCAUGUAAGCUGUGUACAUUUUAUGGCAUAUAUAAUUGAUCUGGUAGCAAAUGAGGCUGGAACCUAAUCUUAACAUACUAUGUAAGUUGUGUUUAAAUAUUUAUCACAUAAUGUUGAUCUUAUUUAUUUUCUUUGAUAAUUUCAAGUUUCAAAUUCAAGCUUACGCUGUUGCCCUCCUACAUGUAUAUCUAACCUAUG
Messenger RNA from Strongylocentrotus purpuratus (purple sea urchin), 5920 nucleotides. Its product is annotated as multidrug resistance-associated protein 7. The transcript is spliced from 19 exons. Gene Ontology annotation, cellular component: membrane. Gene Ontology annotation, biological process: transmembrane transport. Gene Ontology annotation, molecular function: ABC-type transporter activity; ATP binding; ATP hydrolysis activity. Bases 234 to 4997 code for a protein of 1587 amino acids. The record is from RefSeq and is a predicted model, not a curated record. NCBI's taxonomy places the organism in Eukaryota, Metazoa, Echinodermata, Echinoidea, Camarodonta, Strongylocentrotidae.